AUGUCAAUAGAACCCCGCAAGGCCGACCCUGGCCAGGGCACCUCAGGAGAUCCGUAUGGGCCAUUCCCACUCCCAACCACAACCACGACAGACUACUGGACAACAUUCAAGACCAUCACGACGUCUCACUGCGCAUGUGUCACCACGUCCUCUCCCCCACCACCAAUCGUCAUCACCACCACCACCAAGUCCAGCGCCGCCGCGGCCGUAACACAAUGGAUCCACCACGAAGACGACGGGCUGGCGGCGGGCGUGAUCGGCGGGAUCGUGAUCGGCGCAUUCUUCGGGUUCCUGCUGCUGGUGCUCCUGCUGAUCUGCUGUUUCCGCAUCUUCACCGGCGGGCGCGGCGGGGGUCGCGACUCCGACUCGGAGACGUCGUCGCACCACUCGCACAGAAAGCGGCGCAGGCGCGUCGUCGCCAUCGAUCCGUACCCGGAUCGCCCGGACGCGAACCUCACGUUCCUCGGCGGCGGCAAUCGCCGUGACACAAAGGUCGUCAUUACCAAGACCCAGAGGUAUUUUGUCCGUCCGCAGCCUGCGGUGCUCAGGGAGGGGAGGACGGUCAGGACGAAGCAAACGAGGCGGGAGAGGGUUGUCAUUGUGGAUGAUUAA
Exophiala bonariae is the source of this 612-nucleotide messenger RNA. RefSeq lists its product as uncharacterized. Lineage: Eukaryota; Fungi; Ascomycota; Eurotiomycetes; Chaetothyriales; Herpotrichiellaceae. Bases 1 to 612 code for a protein of 203 amino acids. The transcript has a single exon. The record is from RefSeq and is a predicted model, not a curated record.